AUGGACUUUCCAAGACGCAAACCGCUGCCAGCCUCAAGCUCAUUGAGACAUAACACUUACCAGCUUGUCUCGUCACCUUCGCAUGAUCAGAGCCGUUCAUCAUUGUGGAUGCAGGGAGCGGGUCGACACCUAUCCUCUGGUCCUCCUCCCUACGAGUAUACUCGACGAAGCUGGACCACCGUCGAGGAUAGUGGCCAAGAAUCGAAUCGCGAGACUCAUGAAUCGUCGAUUACUCAUUUAUAUCCACCUCUUCAUGGAAAGCUUUGGCGGACGGGUUACCUUCGAAAUGUUCCCUGGCUGGGGGUCGGAAGCUUAAUGCUUGUCUUGUCCUCAACAAUUGCGAGUGCGAUCCUCUUGGUCGUCUCUAACGGCGACGCAGUCUCAAGCUGGCGAGUCGCUCCUUCUGUUGCCCUCGCCAUCCUAUCAGCAAUAUCAACCGCCUCCUUAAGCUUCUCUCUUGCAAGCGGCCUUAAUGUUUCCUGGUGGCGUAAAAUGCUUGAAGGCGCGCCUCUAGAUCAGACGCAUCGUUACUGGGACCAUGGCAAUAGUAUAUGGGCCGCGGUGACAGCUGGGCGACGGUCCAGCUUUUUGUCCAUUGCAAAGUUACUCGUUACCCUUGCUGCUAUCGCCGAGGGCCCCUUCAUUCAGCAAGCAUCCACCAUAUCAACCAGAGAAAUUUCCAAACCACUGCCACUCCAAGCUGCGCUUGCAGUAGAUCUUCCCCCGGGAUACACGGCCGAUGUAACAGGGGAGUUCAGGACGCCAACCACCCCUUCUAGCUCGUUCUCGGGCGUCUUUAACAAUUACACGAACCGAGUGUCAAUCACCCAUGGCUUUGACGGCUGUCCAGGAGUUUGCACAGCUAACGCAUCGGGUGUUGGCUUUAAGGUCUCAUGUGCUCCAGAUACAAAUACAACAUGGGACAUGGAAGUCUACAGUGGUGGUGUCACCAAACCGCAGUUUACUGCCAGCACUACCUGGCGGGCACAAACCUCAGAUGGUUACGAUUCCAUUGCUGCCAAUGGAUCAUAUGAGUAUCUCACCUUGUCAGCGGGCUGGGCCAUUAAUACAGUCACCCCACUCCUCUUCGUCAACCGAGUUUGCAGUCUCUCGUUAGCCAUGGUUUCAUAUCCACUUCAAAUAGUGAACAACACGGUCAGCUUGACUUUGCCAAAUGGCACAAAUCCUGAGGUUCUCUAUGAUCUCCCCAUCGCCAGCACAGCUCCCGGUAUGGGUCUCACAGGGGCUACCACUCUCGGAGGGUUCAGCCUCAUUGGGAAUGUAAACGAUUUUGGUGAAUCUCCUACGGAAGGGCCAUUUUAUGCAAAUGUGUCUAUGAUUUCCAACGGCGCUCUCGCCCUCUACAGCUUAUAUGGCCUGAACUCUUUUACUUGGUCACAUGCCAUAAAUCCUGAUUGGGAUGUCAUGCAGUUCUCGGGCUAUGUAUGGCGUGAUCCUAUACCCGACAUCCUGGCUGCAUAUCAUGAGAUCAUGUUUCGACUUGGUUUGAGUGCUGCAACCAAUGCAACUCUCGUUGGACCAAUUGUACUUGGUGGUAAAACGUAUACAAGCGUGAGAAGCGUCUCAGCCACUUACGUUUUCAAUGAGAACUACUAUGUCUCAAGGUAUAGAUACCUUGGAGGCGCCAUGGCCGUGAUCAUGUUGGCGAUUCUCAGCGUUAUGCCAACACUCAGAGGCUGGUGGAAUCUUGGUCGCGCAACUACGCUCUCGCCGUUGGAAACAGCAAAAGCCUUUGGGGCUCCUCUACUUGCAAAGUGCAAUUCGAACGAUACUGUUGAGAACCUCGUCGAUAAUGUCAAACAUCAAAUUGUCAAAUACGGCGCCACAAUAGGAGAUGAAUUGGGGGAUCGCGGGAGCAGACUGCGACUUGAAGAAUACGGAGAAGUGCAUACUCCUAGGUCUGAGACAAGGUUUCAACAAUGAUAACAAUCAGUAUUGGAGACGAAAGAUAGCAAGCUAAGACCUGGCAGUGCCCUGCAACUUCUGAGAUUCAAGGGGUGGGGGUCUUAGGGGGGUGGUAUUUGAUAAUUGAGUC
This is a messenger RNA of Hyaloscypha bicolor E, 2056 nucleotides long. RefSeq lists its product as uncharacterized. Bases 1 to 1944 code for a protein of 647 amino acids. The transcript has 2 exons. Lineage: Eukaryota; Fungi; Ascomycota; Leotiomycetes; Helotiales; Hyaloscyphaceae. The record is from RefSeq and is a predicted model, not a curated record.